Molecule: messenger RNA, 1821 nt
Organism: Scheffersomyces stipitis CBS 6054
Lineage: Eukaryota; Fungi; Ascomycota; Pichiomycetes; Serinales; Debaryomycetaceae
Exons: 1
Coding region: 1-1821 (606 amino acids)
Biological process (GO): xenobiotic detoxification by transmembrane export across the plasma membrane
Cellular component (GO): membrane
Molecular function (GO): xenobiotic transmembrane transporter activity; antiporter activity
Source: RefSeq, a predicted model, not a curated record
AUGGUGUUGUUUCCAAGCAUCAACAAGCUCGCCAACCCAAAUACGGUAGGCGGGCUUCCUGGAGGAAGACGGAGACGUUUGUUCAUUCCUCCCUCCACACAGUAUCCAUUAUUUCUCUAUGGGUUAGGUGAAGAUCAGAGAUCUUUCUUAUCAAUGAUCGAAAGCGGUUCCGCUAUAGGUGUUGAACACGAGAUCAGUGAUGCUGCCAGUGUCAGCACCUCACGUUCUUUACCGUCUACUUUGAGCUCAGUACAUACUGGCGAAGACCAAGAGUCAUUUCAUAGUUGGUUGGUAGAAGAGCACCAGAGGCGAUAUAUGGCUGUAGAAGAGCUGGAAGAAGCACUUUCUGCACGAAGAACGGAAUCUAGAUCAACUCAUCGUUCGUCAUUCUCGUCCAUAAUCUCCUACAACCAGUUAGAAGACUUCAUAAAUCUAAAAACGAACUACUACAUAGAAGGAAAAAUGAUUCUCAGAUAUGCCAUACCCUUAAUUAUUACAUUUGUCUUGGAACACUUCUUUUCCAUAGUGUGUUUAUUAGUGGUAGGACACCUCGGUAAGAACGAAUUGGCAGCGGUAUCGUUGGCUACGAUGUCGUCUACUAUUACGUUUGCUAUUUUUGAAGGUAUAGCCACAGCUCUAGAUACUCUAUGUCCCCAAGCUUACGGUUCUGGCAACUACGAGUUGGUCAACAUCUUCGUGCAACGGUGUACCGUGUUCUCCUGGAUGGUGUACAUUCCUUGUGGAAUAUUGUGGUGGUAUUCGCAUCACGUAUUGCAAUACGUCAUUUCUAGUAAAGAGGUUCUAGAGCUUACGACUUUGUUCUUGAGAGUGUUGAUCUUAGGUGCUCCAGCGUAUAUUAUGUUCGAAAAUGGUAAGCGUUUCUUACAAGCCCAGGGUAUCUUUGAGGCUGGAACGGGGAUACUUUUUGUCAGUGCACCAGUGAACAUAUGCUUAUCCUAUUUUUUGGUAUGGAACCAGACGUACGGCAUAGGCUAUGUAGGAGCACCGAUCGCAGCUGUAGUCAACUUCUGGUUGAUGUGCACCUUGAUGGUACUCUAUGUAAAGUAUAUUGAUGGAGGUAAGUGCUGGUUCGGUAUUGCUUCCUUCCUGGAAAUCUUCCAACAGUGGAACGAAUUGUCACAGUUAGCCAUUCCUGGCAUUGUCAUGUUGGAGUCAGAGUAUUUGGCAUAUGAAAUAAUGACCUUGUUUGCAUCCUACUUCGGAACAACCGAGUUAGCUGCUCAGAGUGCUGUUUCUAGUAUCGCAUCAUUAACUUAUAUGGUUCCGUUUGCUGUAAGUAUCGCUGCAUCAACGAGAAUCGCUAACUUCAUUGGCGGGCAGAAUAUUGAAGGAGCAAGAACCGCUACAAAGAUGGCAUUGGUAAUAGCGCUUUUUGUGGCUACAUUAAACUGUCUUGCAUUAUUUACAUUCAAAAAACAGAUAGCCCAACUUUUCUCACAAGAUGAAGGUGUGAUAGCGUUAGUUGUGCAAUUGUUCAACCCGCUAGUGUCUAUAAUCCAGAUUUUCGACGGUACGGCUUCGGUAGCUAGCGGUAUCUUAAGGGCACAAGGUUCACAGAAGAUAGGUGGAGUCAUUAACUUCGUUGCCUACUAUGCAUUUGCCUUACCGCUAGCACUUGUUCUCAGUAAAAUUGGCGGUCUUAAACUUAUUGGGCUCUGGCUAGGAAUUGGUAGCGGCAUGAUCCUUAUUGGGCUUAGUGAAACGCUUGUGAUUAUAUUCAGCGACUGGGAGGAUAUUGUCUUGAAGGCAGGUUUGCGUAUGGAGCAAGAUAUAGAAGAUGAAGAAGAGGCUAGUAUAUAG